AUGAUACACGUCGCCGAUUAUAUCGUCUUUUUUGUGGUCGUUCUGUUUGUCAUACUGCAAGCUAUCUUCCAUGCAUUUAGACGAGGCGGACAACGAACACCUAACCAGUUUUUCUUCGGUGGGAGGUCGUUGAAAGCGGUGCCAAUCUCCGCAUCUUUGUUGGUAUCAUGUAUGUCAGCAGUAGCUCUACUCGGAUACCCGGGAGAGGUGUACGAAUAUGGUCUCGGCUACGCAUCGUUCAUUCUCGCGAUAGUAUGGGUGUAUCCUGUCGCUGCCUAUGUCUUCGUCCCAGUCAUCAGAGGGCUACGAAUUACGAGCUGUUACGAGUACUUUGAUUUACGCUACAACUACUUGAGUCGAUUGGUGACCUCAGCGUUAUUUUUAAUAUUGAGUGCUUUUUAUGUUGGUAUUGUAAUGAUGGGACCAGCUAGCGCCCUGGCAACAGUGUAUGGUUUUAAUGCAUGGGAGUGCGUGUUAUUCGUGGCUGUUAUCUGUACUCUCUACACAACUCUGGCAGGGGUGAAGGGUAUUGUGUGGACUGACGUUGUGUUCUUUGCAAUUAUUUUGAUCACCAUGGUAAUUAUUCUGAGUGUUGGCUCCACUGAACUUGGUGGGGCCAGCAACAUCUGGGCGUACAACGCUGCAGAAGACAGACUGAAUUUCUUUCAUGUUCCUUUUGACCUGACAGAGAGAGUGACGUUUUUUAACUGCAUCGUUGGUGGCGGUAUAAACCUAUUGGCACUGUUAGUCACACAGAUAAUGUUGCAGAGAAUGGUGUCAACAGUUUCUACCAAGGAGACCAAAAAAGCGGUGUUGCUGAAUAUGCCAUACAUGUGUAUUUUUCAACCAAUACUAUAUUCUAUAGGAGCUAUGGUAUUCGCUUACUACAAUGGUCGGGAUUUAGAUACUAUAGUCGGCGCUACUACAGACCAAAAUUUGAAAUCUGUUCCAAGCAUAGUGCCAGAAACAAUGACACCGACCACAAAUCCCGCGACUCUAGCGUCAGCAAUGAUAGGUGUACCCCGCCAAGAACCGACAUACUACUCUUCAGACGAGGUGUUGGUGUUCUUCGUACGCGACUGUUUUCGAUUUAUGCCUGGUUUCACCGGUCUUUUCUUCUCCGCAAUAUUUGCUGGUACCGUGAGCCUGGUGUCGUCAUCAUUGAGUGCCAUGGCCGCAGUAACGUUAGAAGACUACGUCAAACCCUGGAUUAUUUGGCGAUCCAGGGGACGGGAAAUAUAUACGAACGACGCCAAGAAUCUCAUGAAGGCUCAGAUAAUUGUUGUUAUGUUUGGAUGUGUUAGUGUUGCGUUUUCGUUUCUUGUCAUGAGCAUGGACUCGAUGCUAGAAGCAAGUAACAUUGUCCUUGGUGUCUUCGGUGGACCCUUACUGGCAGCCAUGUUGAUGGGUGUUGCCUACAAACGAUCCACUGGCACUGGUGUAGUUGUUGGUAUUCUCGUUGGAUUAUCGAUGGCACUCUGGGUCUCCGUCGGUGCCUUAGUACACGCAGACCACUUGGACGAGGUUCUAGUCGUAUACUCGCUGUCCUUCAUGUGGUAUGGAGCGUGGGCGUUCUGUGUCACUUUCAUCGUAGGGGUCAUUGUCAGCGAAGUCCACAGACGCUCGUCAAAGCAAGAAAGAGACGCCGACCAACAGCUAGUUGCAAUAUUUCUCAGGGAAAAAGAAAAAACCAUUAAAACAACAGAGGUCUUCUUCUCCGAUAAGGAGAUUGAAAAAAUGCUGGGAGAGGCGGACGGCCGAUCCUUAGAAACAAUCAAAGAGGCGAGGAAACGAAAAACUGCCAAAAUGCGAAGUGUUAGAAAAGACGCAGCCGCUGAAAUUGUGGAAUACAGAACCGAACAGAAGCGACGUUUCGAGAAUAUCGAACGCAGUCGCAUGUGUCAUGAUGACUCUUAUGCCAGAUCCAUCGAGAUAGAGACGCGACAGAAAAUCAAAGAGGCAGACAGGAUGUUUCACAAAAAGAAGGAGAUGGUGGUGGAUUACGUAUUGUCAAUGGUGUGCGAUAUAUCCCCACAAGUCCAUGAAAACUAUUAUUUCGUUAACAGUUGCGUCGGUGACUAUGACAUUGACCAAGGCAGUGACCAUGACAUUGACCACAGCUGUGACAACAGCGGUGACCACGACAGUGACCACGGCAUUGACCACGAUAGUGACCACAUGGUAGACCACAAUCAUGACAGUGACCACAAGAUUGGCCACAACCAUGACAAAGACUACGGGGUUGACUACAACCUUAACAGUGAUUCCAAUAUUGAUAACACACUUGACAGCUACAUCACAGCAAACAAGUUCCAAGAUAGUUACUACCAUUUAUAA
This is a messenger RNA of Saccoglossus kowalevskii, 2337 nucleotides long. Its product is annotated as putative sodium-dependent multivitamin transporter. Gene Ontology annotation, biological process: sodium ion transport; proton transmembrane transport. NCBI's taxonomy places the organism in Eukaryota, Metazoa, Hemichordata, Enteropneusta, Harrimaniidae. Gene Ontology annotation, molecular function: symporter activity; proton-transporting ATPase activity, rotational mechanism. The record is from RefSeq and is a predicted model, not a curated record. Gene Ontology annotation, cellular component: membrane; vacuolar proton-transporting V-type ATPase complex.